Protopolystoma xenopodis is the source of this 741-nucleotide messenger RNA. The record is from the annotation of a GenBank genome assembly. Lineage: Eukaryota; Metazoa; Platyhelminthes; Monogenea; Polystomatidea; Polystomatidae.
AUGCAGAGUACGAAGACUCAUUCAUUGCUUCCACGUCUCCCUGACUGCACUGCGACUCCUGGUUGCAUGCCCAAAUCAUAUGAAAUUGUAUCACCAUUUCACACCCUUUCUUCCAUGCCUCAGUCACGGCCCUUCCGGCACUGUCCGAAGUUGUCGCCAGCCAACCGUUUACUUGACGAGGCGACGUUUGAGUGCACAUUUUCCCAAUAUUCCCACAUGUACAUAGUCGGCCACACACCGAGCCCGACCAAUGAGCCGGAAUUAUUUUGCUCCCCUUCCUCGCUUGGCCCCUCCGGUGGACUCUCUCACCGUCCGCCUGCCUUUUGCAGACUCCCCACUGUCUCACUCUCUCGUCGUCGUCCUCUCUCUCUCUCUUUCACACACACACACACCCACACACACGCACACACGUCUUCUUUAAGCAUACACACAUUCUAUCCUUCAUUCACUGCACCCUCCGAAGCUCAAAGUCUACCAAGGCCGGACGAUUGUGUCCAGCGGACGAGACGCCGUCAGCGAGAAAAGGGAAAUAUUGUCAGGAAAUCGGUCCGCUCGAGCCCCGUCACGCUUCGCUGCACAUCAUCCCGUUGGCCACCAAAAACCGGCGGCCGCCCACUCAGCCUCGCUUCACAUACAAACCGUCUUGCCGGAGGACUCGUAAUUGCAAGAAUAUCUUCCAUAGCCUCACUGGCACGUGGGCACUCGGUAACUGCUGCGGUGAAGAUGCUCGUCUCUCGAUAA